UUUUUUUUUUACUUACUUCUUCUUACACGUCCUUCUCCUAUUCCUUCUUCAAUUAAUGGAAACUAGUUCAAUAGAAACCAUAGUAUGCUUAGUUCCUAACAAAGAACAGAAUGAAGGAACGAUACCAACCACAUCAAACUAUCCUUUAAAACAGCAAUUUAUGGCCAGUCCAGUACAUGAUAGAUUUCAACUGUUUUUAAAUGGUAAAGAUAAAGAAUUUUCUUGGAAUGUCAAGGAAUGUAUUACACCACAAUUAAAUGAAGCAAGUAUUCAAGAACAAAAACGAUUAAUACAACUUGUUUUAAAAGGUUAUAAUGCUACUUGCUUAUUAAUAAGUGCAGGAGAUACAAAUAGUCUUUAUCAACAACGAAAAGCAGAUACUGAGAGAAUUCUUAAUCUCUUAAAUGAAGCCAUCUCAAAAAACACAAAUACAAUUCUUAUCGAAUAUUCUUAUUUUGGUAUAACAGAUGAUUAUAUCUAUGACUUUAGAAAAGAACGUGAAAUUUCGAAUAGCGCAUUUUUCGAAAAAAGGCAAGAUGCAUUUAUGAAACGAGUUGAAAAGAUACCCACUAUUUGGAAUAAAUUAAAAAGAGGAUCAAAAUUGCCUUUUAUUUUAAAUAUCAAAUUGACAAACACAACAAAGUCUAUACAGAGUCGACUGCAGAUUGUAGACAUGUUGCAUCCACCAUUACCUAAUGAUACAUUUUACCAUUCAUAUUCAAGUUUGGUGGGGCUGAUAAAUAAGAUUAACUCAAGUGAAUCUGUACAUUUAAAUUCGGAUUUUUAUGUUUUAACAGAUGUCUUGUCUAAAAAUAUGUGUGGACAUGAUGCAUUAACCGUUUUUGCUUACUUUAAUGAGUAUGUAGUUGAUAAAUACAUAUCAGAUAUAGUUUCUUGCUUAGAUCUUUCUGCAUCAUUAAAUAAAAUCAAAGUUUGUCUAUUACCAAAUACAUCCGUUUAUCAGACCAUUGAAUACAAAAAAAUAAAAGUAAAAUGUGAUACAUUAGAAACAGCAGUAACUGAAUUAACAAAAGAGAAAAAAGAUAUGGAAGAGCGCUUAAAGAUAAAAGAAGACCAAGCUCAGUAUUUAGAAUGUACAUACCGUGAAUUACAACAACGUACGUCACCCAUCAUUCAACAAUUAAAACAAAAUCUAGCUUAUGAACAAACAGCUUCUAGUCUACAACAAUUCAAGAUACAGGAACUUGAAUUAAGUCUCAAACGAGAAGCAGAAAAACGACAAUCCUUUAUGAACAAUGAUAUGAUUGCCUUAAAAUCCCAACUUGUAGCCACAAAACGAUCUUAUGAGGAAUCACAAACUAAAGUCACCAAACUUCAACGUGAGCUUGAUGAUCGUCAAUUACAAAUCUAUCGACUUGAACAGGAAAAAUUAACUCAAGUACAAUUACGACAACAAGAACAGCAGCAACUCAUGAUGUUGAAUAGCGAUGCUCAUCGAUUUGAACGUGAUAUUAAACAAAAUUAUAAAGCAAAAUACGAAGAAAAAUUUAAUCAGAUGUAUAGCGAAUUUCAAAGGAAAAUUAAACAAGUUGAACGAAAGUAUGAAAAGGAGAUUAGUCGAUUAAAGCAAGUGUUUGAAGAAGAUAUUAAUUUAGUAAGGGAAACAGAAAGGGCAAAUUAUAACCCUGAAGUGGUAGAUAAACUUCGACAAAAUUUGAAAGAUUUGCAUCUAAAGAAUAUAGAUCUAAGGAAUGCGAAUGCUGAAUUAAAAUUUAAAUUAAAACAAUCCGUUGAAAAUAGUAACAAUAUGAGUGAUAAUUCACGAUCUGAAAAGACAAUAGAAAGAAGAGUUAAUACGGAACAUGAAGGAGGGAUAGAAUCUUUGAAAAGACCUAAACAUAAUAAUGAAAAAGAGUUGAUAACAGAAGAAGGAGAUGGAUCUAAAGAUGAAGAAAUUGAGCAGGAUGAUACAAUAGAGCUAGCAAAAAGAGUCACCAUGAAAAGUAGUAAUAAGAAAGCCGAGGAACAAGAUAAAUCGGAUAAUGAUGAAAAUGAGAAUGAGAAUGAUUCGGUAAAUAAGGAUGAAGUAGUAGACCUAACUGGUUAACACCAGAGAAAAUGUCUGAGCUAUCAGAGAAUGAAAAUACUGUAGAGACAGCAAAGAGACCUUCAAGACGUAAUAAUAAAAGAGCUGAAAAGCCAAGUGACAAUCAAGAAAUCAAUGAAAUAAAUCAAGAUACAAGUAAUACUGACAAUAAUAAUAAUAAUAAUAAUGUGACAUCAAAGAAGCCUAAAACAAAACGCACAACUAAGAGAAAUUCUGGGAAAUCGAAAGAAGCACCAGAUGAUACAGAACAGGAAAACAAUGAAGAUGAUGAUUUUGCUCCUGUGAGGACUCCUAGAAAACGUAAGAAUAGAAGUAUGUCAAAAAAAGACAAUGAAAAUAAUGAAAGAAAAAGAAAGGCUCCAGACGAAGAAGCUGCACCUGUAGAGCAAAUAAGGAAUAAAUAAAAUUUUUUGUUAAAAUAA
Cokeromyces recurvatus is the source of this 2490-nucleotide messenger RNA. RefSeq lists its product as uncharacterized. Lineage: Eukaryota; Fungi; Mucoromycota; Mucoromycetes; Mucorales; Mucoraceae. The coding region runs from base 56 to 2068 and encodes 670 amino acids. The record is from RefSeq and is a predicted model, not a curated record. The transcript is spliced from 13 exons.